Molecule: messenger RNA, 1179 nt
Organism: Anolis carolinensis (green anole)
Lineage: Eukaryota; Metazoa; Chordata; Lepidosauria; Squamata; Anolidae
Product: leucine--tRNA ligase, cytoplasmic-like
Exons: 9
Coding region: 151-861 (236 amino acids)
Biological process (GO): leucyl-tRNA aminoacylation
Molecular function (GO): ATP binding; leucine-tRNA ligase activity
Source: RefSeq, a predicted model, not a curated record
GGCGUGCGAACUCCACUUCCCAGUGGCCUUUGCGAGGAGCCCGGAUUGCAUCUUCUGUGGUUGCAUUGUGGGAGGACCGGCGGCGUGGAGUGGAAGAGAAGAGCGAGCAAGUGAGCGAGCAGCUGUCGGCAGACGGAGUGUCAAGGCGCGAUGACGGAGCGGAAGGGAACGGCUAAAGUAGACUUCUUGAAGAAGAUUGAAAAGGAAAUCCAACAGAAAUGGAAGGAUGAGGGAGCAUUUGAGGUUAAUGCCUCAGAUGCCGCAAGCCAAAAAAGCAAUGGAAAAUACUUUGCCACCUUUCCGUACCCAUACAUGAAUGGCCGGCUUCAUCUAGGACACACAUUUUCUUUAUCUAAGUGUGAGUUUGCAGUUGGAUUCCAGAAGCUAAAAGGAAAAGCUUGCCUCUUCCCUUUUGGGUUGCAUUGUACUGGGAUGCCCAUUAAGGCAUGUGCAGAUAAACUGAAAAGAGAAAUGGAGCUGUAUGGCUGCCCACCAGAAUUCCCUGAUGAAGAAGAGGAGGAGGAGGAGGACUCCAAGGAGGAAGAAGUUGUCAUCAAAGACAAGGCUAAAGGCAAAAAGAGUAAGGCUGCUGCCAAAACUGGCUCUUCAAAAUACCAGUGGGGAAUCAUGAAAUCUUUAGGUCUUUCUGAUGAAGAGAUAGUGAAGUUCUCCGAAGCUGAGCAUUGGCUUGAUUAUUUCCCGCCUUUAGCCAUUCAAGAUUUAAAGAGCAUGGGGCUCAAGAUUGAUUGGAGGCGCUCUUUUGUUACCACUGAUGUCAACCCUUAUUAUGAUUCCUUUGUACGAUGGCAGUUUCUCACCCUGAGAGAAAGAAAUAAAAUAAAAUUUGGAAAACGGGUGUAGGACCUCAAGAAUAUACCCUGAUCAAAAUGAAGGUGGUAGAACCUUACCCUGUGAAGUUAAGUGGCCUUAAGGGAAAGAAUAUUUUUUUGGUAGCUGCAACUCUCAGACCAGAGACCAUGUUUGGGCAAACUAAUUGUUGGGUUCGCCCUGACAUGAAGUAUAUUGGUUUUGAGACCCUGAAUGGGGAUAUUUUUAUUUGCACGCAGAGAGCUGCCAGGAAUAUGUCCUAUCAAGGCUUUACAAAGAUAAAUGGAGUAGUGCCUGUUGUGAAGGAACUGAUGGGAGAGGUGAGCAUCAUGACCAAAGUGAUUUAAAGGG